Marmota monax (woodchuck) is the source of this 9764-nucleotide messenger RNA. It is a transcript of the gene Macc1, whose product is annotated as MET transcriptional regulator MACC1. Gene Ontology annotation, cellular component: cytoplasm. The transcript has 5 exons. Gene Ontology annotation, molecular function: protein binding. Lineage: Eukaryota; Metazoa; Chordata; Mammalia; Rodentia; Sciuridae. The record is from RefSeq and is a predicted model, not a curated record. Bases 160 to 2532 code for a protein of 790 amino acids.
AGUCCCAGGUGGCUCUGUAGGCAGGAAUGCAGGUCUCACCCACACACUGAGCAGGGCGCCUUUGAAGAGAGCACCUGGCUUGGAUAGAGUGACUUCCAUUCACUAAAACAAUGUGCCUGAACUGAAGAAGCUGAGGCUCACUUCCACAGAUGUGGGAAAAUGGUAAUCUGUGAAAUAGCCCAUUUUUGGUCAGGAGGAACUGCACAAAGUAGAGCUGAAGGAAAUUUGAUUGACAUGGAAGGAGAAAACCUCUCAAAAAAUUGCAAUAUUACAGAAUGGCAAGACCCAGGCUUGCUUUGCAAUUGUCCAGAUGCUGUCCCUCUUCACGAUGACAAGGCUUUGAAAGUUACAAAUCCAUUCUGGAAGGAACUAUCUGCUUCUAACCCAUUUCUGGAUGAUAUAACUCAGAUAAGAAAUAACCAGAAGAAAGAGAAUAUCUCCAUUUUGAAAGAAGAUCCUUUUCUUUUUUUAAGAGAAAUUGAAACUGGAAAUUCUUUUGAUUCCUCUGAUGAUGAACUUGAUGUGCAUCAGUUGCUCAGCAAGUCUCCCUUAAGAAAAUCAGGAAGAUCCAAAAGUGUUUCAGAACUUCUGGGCAUUUUAGAUGACACCACGAGUACUCAUCAGAGUAUGCAAGACUGUGACCAAAUCCUAGCACAAGACUUAGAAUGGCUUCAAAAUGAUCGAGAGGCUUAUAAAAUGGCUUGGUUAAGUCAACGCCAAUUGGCUCGCUCCUGCUUGGAUUUGAAUACAAUGAAUCAGAGUCCUGGAUGGGCCCAAACACAAGUUGCAGAGACAAUCACAGUUUGUAAACUCAACCACCAAGGAGGGUCCGUACAGUUACCUGAGUCAGACAUCACUGUCCAUGUGCCCCAAGGUCAUGUAGCUGUGGGAGAAUUCCAAGAGGUAUCUCUAAGGGCAUUUCUUGAUCCUCCACAAAUGCUUAAUAAUGAUCUUUCAUGCACUGUAAGCCCUCUGUUGGAAAUCAUGUUAAGCAACCUUAAUACAAUGGAAGCUGUUUUGUUAGAAAUGAAAAUUGGGGCUGAAGUAAGAAAGGAUCCUUUCAGUCAAGUGAUGACAGAAAUGGUGUGCUUACACAGCCUGGUCAAAGAGGGUCCUUUCAAAGUAUUAAACAACUGCUAUGUUUAUAAAGACACCAUCCAAGUCAAGCUGGUGGACUUGAGUAAGGUGAUGUAUCUAGUGAUUGCUGCACAACCUAAAGCUAUUCAGUCAUCACCUGCCACCAUUUGGGAUUACAUUCACAAAACCAUCUCAAUUGCAAUUUAUGGCCCCAAAUACAUCCAUCCCAAUUUCACUGCUAUUUUCACAGUUUGUGGACAUAGCUAUAUUCCAGGAAAGCUUACAAUCCCUGAUAUUAAAAAGGAUGGAAAAAGCACAUCUCCUGUUGUAUUUCAGCUCUGGGGAAGGCAUUCGUUUUUGCUUGACAAGCCGCAGGAUUUAAAUAUUUCUGUGUUUUCAUGUGAUCCUGAUUUUGAAGUAAAAGUGCAAGAAGAUGGGAAACAAAUUAAACAAAAGCAGUUGGAAUCAGGUGAGGUGGUUCAUCAACCAGUUUUCUUUUCUUUAGUGGACUGCAGAGAGAUGCACUUGUUUGUUUUCCGUGUUCAGGUGGAGCCUCCUAAUGGUAGACCAGUUGCACAGUUCUUUAUCACUUCACCUGAUCCGGCUCCCAACCUAAAAAGGCUCUCAAAUCUGCACAAGGAGAAAGAGGAAAAGUCCACGCCUUUAUUCUCAUCAGUGCUUGUUAAAUAUCCCACAUUCCAAGAUAAAAAAUUGAACUUUACCAACUAUGGGGUAACCCUGAAGACAGUGCUCAGACAAAACAAGAUUGACUACUUUCUGGAAUAUUUCAAAGGGGACACGAUAGCUCUUCUUGGGGAAGGUAAGGUAAAGGCCAUGGGGCAGUCUAAAGUGAAGGAAUGGUAUGUGGGAGUCCUCAGAGGGAAGAUUGGACUUGUGCACUGCAAAAAUGUCAAGGUGAUUUCAAAAGAACAAGUCAUGUCUGUGUCUGAUAGUAUCUUUACAACCAGGAAUCUUCUUGAGCAAAUUGCCCUGCCCUUUAAAAAACUGACUUAUAUAUAUUCAGUUGUAUUGACCUUGGUGUUAGAAAAAGUUUAUGACUGGAAAGUUUUAGCCUGUGUCCUGGGGUACUCUCAUCUGGCACUGGAAAACUUUGAUCAAAUGCAAGCAGACAAAGAAUCAGAAAAGGUUUCUUAUGUUGUCAAGAAGCUAAAGGAAGAUUGCCAUGGAGACAGAAAUACAAGGAAGUUUCUUUAUGAACUUAUUGUGGCUCUGCUAAAGAUCGACUGUCAAGGGUUGGUAGUGCAUCUUCUCCAAGAAGCUGUUAUUCUGACUUCAGCUGUCAAACUUGGAAAAGGCUGGAGGGAACUUGCUGAAAAGUUAGUAAGACUCACCAAGCAACAAAUGGAGGCAUACGAAAUUCCUCACCGUGGAAAAACUGGAGAUGUUGCUACCGAGCCUCUUCCUUGCUCUCUGCCUUCCAUCAGCAUGAGGUGAACAGAUCUCCUCUACCAGAUGCUCUCACCAUGAUGUGCUGCCUCAUCAGACACCUAAAGCAAUAGAGCCAGCCGACCAUGGACUGAAAACUCUGGCAACAUGAGCCAAAAUCAGUUUGUUGUUCUUAUAAGUUGAUUUCUCAGGUAUUUUCUGACAGAAACCUCACUAACACUUGGGGAGCUUUAGAAUUAUUGAUGCGAGGCUUCACUGUAGAUGAAUUAAAUUAGAGUCUUCUGGGUGUCGGAACAAUAAUUGGGGUUUUUAAACUACCUAAUCAUUUCUAAUUUCUAACAUUGUACUUUCACCUAUAGACUCCUGGGAGGAAAAGGAAGGUAACUCUCAAAUCCUGUGUUAUUUAUUUACACAUUUUAAGAAAAUAUGUCACUAUUUAAUCUGAGGAAAUGGAAAAGUUAUUUCUCUGGAGAUCAGAUAAAUUAGAAUUAUCAAGAUGGUGAAAAACUAAAAAACUAAAAAAGAUAGAGGAAACAGGUAAGCAAGGAGCCAUACAGCAUCCGGUUACGUAUGACUGGAUGAUAACAGAAAUUGGAAAUGAAAUCCAGACCUAAAUAAAGGUUCUGAAAAUAGAGGAGAUGAAUUGUGUGAGGAAAUUCAAAUAUUAAUUUGGAAUUGAAAAGGUGAAAUUUUUUCAUUAAAAUUUAAAAGUUGAAUUUGGUUUGUAGGGAGAAAGAAGAAGAGUAUUCCUUAGAAUUCUCCUAGGGAUAAAGAAAAGAAGUAGAAGAAAGGGGGGAGCAGAGACACUUACAGUAUUCUAAAGUUUCAUAUCCUAGGAGGGACGUCACUAGGGAAAAGAGAAUUUUGAUGGAGAACACUGUCAUCUUAUUUUCAUAUAGAGGUAGGUGUUUUUGUUGUUGUUGUUGUUGUUUUCUUUUUAAAUAAGCAUCAAGGAAGGUGUCUUAGUCAGUUUUUUUGUUGCUGGGAGCAAAGACCUGACAAGAAUGAUUGUAGAGAAGGACAAGUUGACUUGGGGGGUCAUGGUUUCAAAGGUCUCAAUCCAUAGAUAGCCAACCCCUUUCCUCAGAGCCUGGGAUGAGCAGAAUAUCAUUGCAGAAGAGUGUGGUGAAGGAAAGCAGCAGGGAACACGGCAUUAGAAUGGAGAGAGGGAGAGGAAAGAGAUUGAGACGGAAAGAGAUAGAGGGCACUAUCCCCUCACCAGACAAAAUAUAUACCCCUAAGUCACUCCCAAUUAUCUACCUCCUCCAGGCACACCCUACCUGCCUUCGGUUACCACCCAGUUAAUUCCUACCAGGGGAUUAAUUCACCAAUUGGAUUAAUGCUCCCCUAACACAACUAUUUCACUUCUAAAUCUUGCAUUAUCUUGCACACACGUGAGCUUUUGGGGGACAUCUCACAUCUAAAUCAUGACAAAAGAAAAGGUGAUCAUGAUAGGCAUGGGAAAUAAGAUGUAACUGCUAAUAUAGGAAAUAAAAUGCAAUUUGUCCCAAAGAGCAAAAUAAAUCAAAGGACAUUUGCAGUCCUUUAAUUUGCUUUCUAGCUUCUUAGAACACAUAAUACAUCUAAAAGGUUAUCUUUCUACCUGAGCAUGAGGUAGUCUAUUGAUAAUGUAUUUCUAGAUAUUUUUCUUCUUACACACUAGCCGCCUCAUUGCUCAGUGUCAGAGAACAUAUCAUUCUCCCUGUGUGGUGACAUCUCAGUCCUCAUAGAGUAAAAAUUCCCUUGCCUUUUCUGAUUUGUGUUUACAUCAGAAUGGUAGGGCAAGUUCUUGUACACAUCUCAUAUGCUGUGGCAGAAAAGCCCCAGGGGCAAAGGUGAGCAACUUAAUAAUAGUGCAGCUGAGGAGAAAUUUAUAAAGUUACACUUCCUGGAAUUCAGUCAUCUAGAAACCACUGGAAUAAAACAUUGAGUUGAGGGAUUUUGAUGUGACAAACAAGAGAUAUCUGAUAACAGUCCACAUGAUUUACACCUUUAUUACCUGUUCAUGACUUCCAUUAAGUGCAGACUGAGUCUUCAAGUUGGUGCUGCUGUAAUCUCUAUAAAAGAAUUAACUUGAAAGAGUUAGUUAAAUAGCUACAGAUCUUUCUACUGCACCUAGUCCCAAUGUUACAAUUAUAUCCAUUAUAUCCCUGUAUUGUACUUUCAAGUACUUUAACAGGUCCAGGUUCUUUGCCUGGAGCGUGGCCAGACUGAUACUGCUAAAAGUUGAAGCCUUCAGCUGCUUUAUUCUUCUUGAGUGAUAGAUGUCAUAACCAGCCAUUUAUAGUUAUCAUUACUCAUGGAAACAUAAAGUAACUUAAAGGAAGCUUUCUAGAUUUGUAGAUGUCCUAAAUUGUAUCCCUAUUGUAUAUCUGGAAACUCCUUAGUAUUUCAGAGUGGUAACUUUUAUUUUCAGCCUGGCUAUUCACCAGUGUAGGUUUAGGUUCAAUGCAGUACUUAGUCUCUUCCCUGGUAGAAGCAUCUUCCAUGGGUACAAGGAUUUCUACCCCAUAAGCCCAAUAUUUCAGAGAUGGGAAGCAAAAUGUCUGCAAGUGCUGCACUGGCAAUGAUGCUGAGAAGGGUCAGUCCUUCUUGCACCCCUUGUUUCCUGGGCCCAUGUACCUCACUGUUAGACACACAGUGUCAGGCACUGGUAUCAAGCCAGUGCAUACAUCCCGUGCUAGAAGACAUCUUCCCUCUGGGUCUCAACUUUGCUGCUGAUGGCUUAUUGGAUAUUUAGUAAGCUUUUCAUCCCUUAAAUAGGCAUAUGCCACUGGAUGAUGCCACAAGUAGGAGGACCUUUGGUCAUGUGACCAGUGUUUCGACUUUAUCAUGACAUGUGUCUCUUGGAGUGAGGCAAUGUAAUGUGGUAUCUCAAACUAAUAAAUUAAGCAUUUUGUAAGCCCCACGUGUUGGUGCUGUUAGAGCCACUAGAAGUGGGAAGGAAAAGCUAUCUCCAGAACAGGUGCCUCUUCAUUAAGGAUGAAUUACUGUCCCCUCUAGGAAUGCCAUAGUUCAAUAAUACUUCAUACUUGGUGUCAAAAUAAACUUUUGUGACAGACCUCUAAAUUCCCAUAAAUAAGUUUAGUACAUAGUAACUAAAUCAUCAUCAAAGUUUCUGAACAUCAUCAACGACAUGGCCAUAAGAGACUGAUUACUGGGGCAUUUCCAUGCAGUUCAGUGUUGAAUACAUUCAUCAUAGAGCAAUUUGACAGUUGCAAAAAUAGCAGAAUCAAGUUCUGCAAAUCCAGUUGAUGUUUGUAUGUUCCUUUUUGCUACUCGAGCGCCACAAUCUCAUCAGAGACAUUAAAUGAGGGAAGCAAUAAUUGCUUCAUUAACUGCAGCUGCUGAUGUUGAGUCACCUACAAUUAUAUAAUUAUAUACAUACACACAUAUCCACUUUUACUGGAUAAAUGUUUACUUAAUAUUUAUUUGAUCAAACUUUAUUAAGAGUUCACUGUGUGGAAACAGACACAGGCUCAUGUGCAGGCAUGGCAAUGUAUCAGAGAGAUAGAAUCCUAGUCUCUAGAAGAGAAGAUCUAAUCAUGAAAGAAAGAGCUUAAUGCAUGGAUUGGAUGGUGGCUUGUCUUGUAGAUCAUUUUGUCCUAUAGGUGGGUGCAGUGCUUAAAAAUAACUCAGUCUGCAAGUAGAAGAAUAACCUUGACCUUGAUGAAAAACUCAUUGCUCUGCAAACUCUGUUGCUACCCAAAGCAACAUAUAUCUUUCAAAGAUUUCUCAAAUGAGAAUAUAUAUUCAUCCAUAUUGACAAUAAAAUAGGCACAAAAAUAUGGAAGAGGAUAAGAGAAGGCUGUUGGAUGUUGGACCACCUAGACUAGUCUUCUAAUUUUCUUAUUUUCCAUUUAAUUUUCUUCUUGUAGUUUCCAAGAACAUUUCCUGAAUUUUAUGUGCCUACCAUUCACCUUCUGUUGACUUUUCAUUUCUAUUGGCAUAUAUUUUUAGUUCCCAAGAAUUCUUAUUUGUCUAUUUCAUUUAUAUUAAAACAAUUUAAGCAAUAUCUUCUCUUAUCUCUGCAUAUAUUAAUGAUAUCAAUGUUUCUUUAUCCCGAAUAAUCUCUAUUUCUUCUAGUUGGAGUUUUCUACCUUUUUGAUUGUAUAUAUCACUAUAAUCCAUAUUAAAGUUAUGUCUCUCAAACAUCAGUUAAAAUUUGGCAUUCUUCUUACAAAUAAAAGUAGGAGACAGCUGUGUGUGGUGGCACAUGGCUGUAAUCCUAGCAACUCAGGAGGAUCACAAGUUCAAAACCAGCCUCAGGAAUUUAGCAAGGCCCUAAGCAACUUAAAGAGACCAUCUCUCUAAAUUAAAAAUAAAAAAGGGCUGUGAUUGUGUCUUUGUGGUUAAGUACCCUGGUUCACUCCCCAGUAUUAAAAAAAAGUAGUAAACAAAAAAUUGAUUACAAUCUCUGUGAAAUUUGGUUUCUCUCAAGGUUUUUUUGAGUGAGUCAUUCUUGAGGAACCCCUAAGGUUAACAUCUUCAGACAGUGGGAUUGCUUGGAAUUGUGAGUUCCAGAAUUGUGGAUUCCCUGAAGGAGAGGGGAUGGUUGUGCAUUCAGUAUUUGGAAUGUCAGUGGUCACCUAAUCUUCUAAUUUCAGUAAUCUCCAAAAUUAUCCCAAAUCCCCAAUACAGGGACAUUUUUCACCUGUGCCAGAGACCAAACCUCCAGACUUUGGGGGCUGAAGGACAAUUACCCAGAUGCAUGUUGUAAGAAAGGGAUCCAGCUUCUUUGUGUUCACUAUCCCAAGAGCCUUUACUUACUUUCACCCUUGUUGGUACCCCUAUAUUUUUUAAAAUACAAAUUGUGCUGCAUUGUUGCUUUCCCUAUUGCCAACUUUAAUUUUGGCCUUCUUGGGUUUUCAAAACCAGUUAAAUUUGUGUGAAUUAGGAUGACACAAGUCCCACUUGGAGAAUGCAGAAUAAAGAGCUGGGUUUUAUCUCCCAGUGGACUUCAUCCCAGUUUCUGUCAUAUGCAUUGACCAUGGGCACCACAGCCUCAUCUGCUCUUUAUCACAUUCUUGUGAUUUUUUGCAUUUUUUAUGACAUCUCUUUGUGAUAACUUACAUGUGUCCCUCCACCCCUGAUGGAAGCUAUAUUAUACAUAUUUAUUUGAUCUGCCAUCAUAAGUCAGAAAUGAUAUUUAGAAAAGUUUAAAAGCCAGAUAAAUGCAAUAUUCUAAAAUCAUUUUCACAACAGAUCUGCUUAGAAAUUUGUACUCUAUUUCUGGGACUAAAUGGAAUUAUCUGGUCAUAAUUCUUAAGACAUAUCAUGUAGCAACUGAGAUCAAAAUAUUGCUGCAUAAGUAACCCUGAAGAGCAUGCCAUUUGCAGACAGCAAAUUCGAAACCACAUACUUGGUUUGAAUUGGAUAAUAUUCAAGCUUAGAUGUCAGUGAGGAUAAGUUUGAUAUUUAAAACUAAUUAAGGAGUUGUGCAAAUUUCACAUAAAUAUAUUACUCAGCACAUCCUGCAAAGUUCAGUAAUUGUAGAACAUUAUUCAUCUCACUUAGUGACCUCUCAUUCCGGGGUGAAAACAGAGAUUUCUUUAUUUUCAAUGAUGGAAGCCAGGAACUAUUUCAUCUUAAGCUAAGUGUUUUUACACUCUAGAUUUUCUAAUGGGUUGGAAAUUAGUAAAUCACAUGGCACUCUACAUUUUCUUUUUGCUAGGGAGGUAUAGGUAGGAAUACAUAAUAUAACUUGAUUCUGUAGUAAUCAGAGGGUCGAAAUAUUUGCUAGACAGAAGAGCUUUAUAAAACACAUUUCUUUCCUCUCUUUUUUCCUGAGGAUUAGAAGUGCUUUGGGGACCAAUCCCCCUACCCACAGCUUCUAUGUGACAUUACCUAUUCCUGACUCUACAGUGGUCAGAUCCCUCACACACACACACACAGAAAGUUGACUUCCUGCUAGAGUAGCCGAUCUACUCUACAAAAAAAAUUUGUUUUUGUUUUUGUUACUAGGGAUUGAUUGGGCAUCUGCAUUGUUUCUUUAUAAUGAAUAUGAAAUCUUUUGACACCACAAUUCAGGGAAAACUUGCUCAUCUGUGUUCCAUGAUCUCUAUAGGUCUUACCUAAGUGCAAUAUCCCUAGCCAAAUAAAAUUUAUCAAAGUAUGACUUAGAUUUGCAUCACUUUCUUCUUAAAGCCUUCUGCAGUUUCUUGUCACCUAUCCAUUAAGCUCUUUUUCCAUUAACUUAGCUUCUGUAGCUCUCAGGAUUUGCCUUUAGUAUACCUUUACCAUUUAUAAUCUAUAUUUCCACCAAGUCAUAUAGCUUACUAUUCUCUAAACAUGUUGUAAAAUUCCAUUGAUUUGUAUUUACUAAGCUUGUCAUGUGGAGAUUCCUUCUCUCCCCUUCCCAUUUAUAGCCAAUAAGUAUUAUUCAGCAAUUAAGUCCUCAAUAAAAGGCCACUAACUUGAACCUGUUCUUUUUCGUUACAAAUUUCACAUUACAUUUGACCUCUGUGAUAUAUACUGUUUAAAUUUCCCAUAUUCAUUUGUUGCCUUAGGCAAAUACUUUCUUUUAAAACUAUCUUUGGUCCUGAGUCAGGAGCCUGGCAAAUAGUAGAUAUAAGAUUAAAGUAGAUGUAAGUAUAAAGUAAAGAAUAAUUCUUUCUGAAAUGAGUGACAUACUGAGUGAGCCUUUCUUUUUUGGCAGGAAAAUUUGUUUUUGUUUUUGUUACUAGGGAUUGAGUCCAGGGAUGUUUUACUACUGAGCUAUAUCUCCAGCCCUUUUAUUUUUUGUUUUGAGACAGGGUCUCACUAAGUUACUUAGGGCCUUGCUAAUGGCUGGUCUCAAUCUUGGGAUCCUCCUGUCUUAGCCUGUAAUGGAUUCUUAUGGACAGAGUAAAUAUUUGUUUGAUGAAGAAAACUUGGUUUCUUUUACAGUGUAAAGGUUUAGGUGGGCAUCUGCAUUGUUUCUUUAUAAUGAAUAUGAGAUCUUUUGUUGUUUAUUGGUUGGCCUUUCUUGGUACCCCAAUUGUCCUGUCCAUUGCAAAUGAAAGGCCAAUUUUUGUGAGUAUUCCAUGUGCAAUAAAAUAAUAUAGAAUCUCUCUUCGUUGGAAACAAGUCUACUGAGCAAAUAUUUUAGAAAGAAUUCUUUUUUAUUUUUUGGUUCUGGGGAUCAAACCUGCCGCGUCCGGCCAAGGGAGCCGAGUCCGGCGAGGGACGGCGAGGUUAAAAGACACACAGGACACCAAGGUUCUUCAUCCAGGAGUCAAUAAUCUUUAUUGCUAACACACCUUUUUUUAUACCCCAAGCAGCAGAAGUGGAAAACUACC